Molecule: messenger RNA, 1358 nt
Organism: Rubroshorea leprosula
Lineage: Eukaryota; Viridiplantae; Streptophyta; Magnoliopsida; Malvales; Dipterocarpaceae
Source: the annotation of a GenBank genome assembly
GAAGGAACCCAACAUCGUUGCUCAAUCAAUUAACUGCUAAGGACUCUGCCCCAGCUUUUUUUGGUUUUCCAUUUCAUUUCAGGGUUGAAAAGGUCAGCCAUGCUUUAUCCAUCCCAUCAAUUAAUAAAUAGACUUCACAUACCUCCUCCUCCAUUCUCAACUUUAGGCUCAAUCUACAAAACUCUAAAUAUUACAUACAAUUUACUGCUUCCACCACAUACAUAGGCAUCACUUUCAUCUUGCUUCCUGUGCAGGUAUCUUGAUAGCAGUCCUGCUUCUCAUUCACCUCACCUCACCUUAUGGUUUUCAAUGUUCACGCUGUGAUUCUAAGUUCCAAUUUGGCCUCACAUUUUUUAAAACUACACUUCACUAAUUUCAUCAUAUUUAUUUAGAUUUAGACAUGUGCUAUAACUUGUGGGCUGCAGGUCAUUGCUCUGACUGAGGAACUGCUUGCCACAGCCAAGCAAAAUGAGAUUUCUGGUUCAGAUAUUGGGACUAGUGCUAGUAAACCACUUUCCAAAUCUAAGGAAUCAGCAGAACUAUCUGAUGCUCAAGACAAGUUCCCUGUUGGAACAAAAGUUCAAGCUGUUUGGAGUGAAGAUGGCGAGUGGUAUGAUGCUACAAUUGAGGCCAUCACGCCAAAUGGGUAUCAAGUUUCCUAUGACGGAUGGGGAAAUCAGGAAGAGGUGGAUCCUGACAAUGUAAGGCCAAUUGAGUCGAAUGCUUUGCUGGAAGCUGAGAGGGUUGCUGAAGCAACAAAGCAAGCUAUUAAACGUAAGAUUGCACAAGCUGCUUCUGUUGAUUUCCAAUCACGAAGUUUACCAGCAAAACUUCGUAUAGAACCUGAUGACCCAGAAGAUGUGAAAAGUGCCAAGCGUAAGAAAAUACAUGCUUUUAAGUCAAAAAUGCGGUUUGAGCAACUUGAAGUAACUCAAAAUAAGCGGCAAAAUGCUUGGCAGCAGUUCCAAUCAACCAAAGGCAAGACUAAAAAGGUUGGGUUUUUCUCGGGGCGCAAGCGAGAGAGCAUUUUCAAGUCUCCUGACGAUCCCAAUGGUAAGGUUGGUGUUACUGGAAGUGGUAAGGGCUUGACCGAGUUUCAGAAGAGAGAGAAGCACUUACAUCUCAAGGGAGGGAAUGUUGAGAUAGCUGAUGAUUAGAUUUUAGCCCAAUUGUUAGUGCUUCUUCUUGUCUCAGUGUUGCCUUGGUAGUUAACCAUUCCAACUACCAAAUUCUCCUUUAUGUAUGGAGGGAGGUAUUGCGAACAUUUACAGCCUAGGAAGUGUCGACCUUAUAAUGAUACAACUAAUUGAAUUUUUUUUUUCUAAAUUGUGCCAAAAAAAUAAUGCAUGUGACUUGAU